CGCGCCUCGGGAGGAGCCGACCCUUCUCCUCUCCGCCUCGGCCUCUUUGACUGCAGCCGCACCUCGGCCCGGGAGCGCAGGUGGAAAUCAUGACCAAGAAGGGCAGUAUGAAGCCAGCGAAGAAAAACAAAGCGGAAGAACCUGAACUGGAGCCUCUGUGCUGCUGCGAGUACCUAGAUCGAAAUGGGGAAAAGAACCACGUGGCUGCUUGUUUGUGUGAUUGCCAAGAUCUGGAUGAAGGGUGUGAUAGAUGGAUCACGUGUAAGUCCGUGCAGCCCGAGACCUACGAAAGGAUCAUGGAUACGAUCUCUGACCGCCUCCGGAUUCCUUGGCUUAGGGGAGCCAGGAAAGUUAACGUUAGCCUCCUUCCCCCACUCUUCCUGCUGCCCGUCUUCCUCCGAGUGGCUUCGUGGCAUUUCCUCCUGGGGGUGGUGGUUUUGACCUCCCUCCCUGUGCUGGCUCUGUGGUACUACUACCUCACUCACAGAAGGAAAGAACAGACUCUGUUUUUCCUGAGCCUCGGACUGUUCUCCCUGGGCUACAUGUACUACGUGUUCCUGCAGGAGGUGGUCCCCAGGGGGCGUGUAGGGCCCACUCAGCUGGCUCUGCUUACCUGCGGGUUACUUCUCAUACUCUUAGCCUUGUGCCGAGCCAAGAAGGAUCCAGGCUACCUCAGAAACCCAGCAAACGAUGACAGAUCUGUAAGCGGCAGCCAAACCGAAUGCCUGAACAGGACAGGGCCGGAGAAGCCCAAAGGGUACCCCGGCGCAGACCCAGCGGGCGGUCUCAACAACCGCGCGCCCAAGGAUGAGCCUAAGGGCUGCCCCAGGACGUCGGCCGGAAGCCCCGCCACCGGGAAGGAGGACUGGUGCGCCAAGUGCCGGCUGCUGCGGCCCGCCCGGGCGUGGCACUGCCGGAUCUGCGGCGUCUGUGUGAGGAGGAUGGAUCAUCACUGCGUCUGGAUAAAUAGCUGUGUUGGAGAAUCAAAUCAUCAAGCAUUCAUGCUUGCCCUUUUGAUCUUCCUGCUCACCUCGGUGUACGGGAUAACGCUGACCUUGGACACCAUUUGUACAGAUAGAAGUGUCUUCACAGCUCUCUUCUAUUGCCCUGGAGUUUAUGCAAAUUACAGCUCAGCUCUGUGCUUCACCUGCGUGUGGUACUCUGUGAUCAUCAUGGGGGGCAUGGCCUACAUCUUCCUGAUCCAGCUGAUAAACAUCAGCUACAACGUGACGGAGAGGGAAGUGCAGCAGGCCCUUCGACAGAAGACGGGGCGCCGGCUGCUCUGCGGGCUCAUCGUGGACACAGGCCAGUACAAUCGGGGCUUCCUGCGGAACUGGCACCAGUUCUCCACCCUGGGCACACACCCCUUCCACCACCCUGGUGAGGACAUUGUAUGAAGUGCCUUCUGUACGGCUCCGGGGGCGGGAGGGUGUCUCCUCCGUAUGUGCAGGAUGCUUGCGUUUAUCCCCAGUUUCUUAAAGGCAUUAUAGGGC
Messenger RNA from Kogia breviceps (pygmy sperm whale), 1493 nucleotides. It is a transcript of the gene ZDHHC23, whose product is annotated as zinc finger DHHC-type palmitoyltransferase 23. The record is from RefSeq and is a predicted model, not a curated record. Gene Ontology annotation, biological process: protein targeting to membrane; peptidyl-L-cysteine S-palmitoylation. Gene Ontology annotation, molecular function: protein-cysteine S-palmitoyltransferase activity. Lineage: Eukaryota; Metazoa; Chordata; Mammalia; Artiodactyla; Physeteridae. Gene Ontology annotation, cellular component: endoplasmic reticulum; Golgi apparatus.